This is a messenger RNA of Stegastes partitus (bicolor damselfish), 2875 nucleotides long. Its product is annotated as nuclear factor 7, brain. The transcript has 6 exons. Gene Ontology annotation, molecular function: protein binding; zinc ion binding. The record is from RefSeq and is a predicted model, not a curated record. Bases 201 to 1601 code for a protein of 466 amino acids. NCBI's taxonomy places the organism in Eukaryota, Metazoa, Chordata, Actinopteri, Pomacentridae.
GUUACUCCCACAGAAGUCAUGGACAGGAAAGCCAAGAGCAUUAGCUACUUCAUGCGAAGAACAAUGGAUAAGCAGCUAGUGCACUCUGGGGCUUUCAGGACACAUGCUUAACUUUGGUUUUACUCACCUUUUAAAGACUUGAACUUUCAGGCUAUUUCGAACUGUGGAUUUACUUUGUUAUACACGACAAGCUACUGAUCAUGUCAAUCCCAGAGGAGGAUCUUACAUGCCCAGUAUGCUGUGACAUCUUCACAGAUCCUGUUCUGCUGGCAUGUAGCCACAGCUUCUGCAGGAUCUGUCUGAAGCGUUGUUGGGAAACGGGCUUACGAGAGUGUCCAGUCUGCAGGAAGAAAGCCUCCAAGUCCAAUCCUCCGUCCAAUUUGGCCCUUAAAAAUGUCUGUGAGGCUCAUCUGCAGGUCAGGAAGCAGAGUUUGGUGCAGGUGGAAGACAAGACGAACUGUAAUCUACAUGGGGAAAAGUUAAAACUCUUCUGUCUGGUUGACAAACAGCCCAUCUGUGUGGUGUGUCAGUCUUCUAAACUGCACAAGACUCAUGAAUGCUCACCUGUAGAAGAGGCACUUCUGGAUUGCAAGGAUGAACUUGCUUUGUCCCUUAAGAGCUUGCAAGAUAAACUGGACAGCCUCAAAAGAAUCCACAAGACCUCUGCUGACAUGUUAAAGUACAUCAAGAGUCAGACGCUGGAAACACAGAAAAUGAUUAAGAGCCAGUUUGAGCAGCUGCAUCAAGUCCUUUACCAAGAAGAAUUAGCCCGGUUAGCUGCUUUGAAAAAAGAAGAAGAAGAGAAGAUCGCAGGAAUGAAGGACAAGGUUAAAGAACUUUCAGCAGAGGUGCUUUCCCUCAAAGACACCAUCACAAUCAUCCAGGAACAACUGAAGGAAGAAGAUAUAGUUUUACUGAAGAAUUUUAAAGCCACUCAGGACAGGAGUGAAAGCAUGGUGCUCGGUUCAGACAACAUGUCUGGGCUGAUGAUUGAUGUUACCAAACACCUCUGCAACCUCAAGUAUCGAAUAUGGGAGAAAAUACUGGACCAUGUUGACUAUACUCCUGUGACUUUAGACCCAAACACAGCACACCCCUGCCUCAUCCUGUCCGACGACCUCACUUCCCUACACUACUCAAAGCAGCCCAGCUGUUGCCCUGACAACCCCGAGCGCUUCCACAUGAGCGCUGAAGUGGUGGGCAUGACCGCACUGGGCUCAGGAAGCCACCACUGGGACGUGGAAACAGGAAGCAAUCAUGACUGGCUCCUGGGCGUGGCCUCUUUGUCUGUAUCCAGGAACGCUGAGAUUGCCGCUCGACCUGAAAAUGGCUUCUGGACUUUAUGUUUCCGGGACGGAGAACUCAGGGCCAUGACCUCUCCACCCACCCCGCUGACGGUCUCAAGAACGCCCAAACAGGUCACAGUGCAACUGGAUUACAACAAGGGAAUGGUGUCCUUUCUUGACCCGACUGACAACACGCUCAUAUACACAUUUACAAACACUUUCACAGAACCUUUGCUUCCAUAUUUCUAUACACAGAGCAGUUGUCCACUGAGAAUUAUGCCAGAGAAGGUACUUGUCACAAUGUUGAGGCAAUGAGUUGAUAAGGGAUUUAUUAUUAACUUGGAGAGAAAAUGCUUUCUUAGAGCUCUUUACGUGCAUGAAAUACAUGUCAAAAAAUGUCAAACUGGGUUUGGUGGUCUGACCUGCUGGAAUGUUACUUCUUCUAAAAAAAACAAAAAGACACGAAAUGUUCACUGUAACAUUCCAUAAAGUAAUUCAGUCAAAUCAACUCAUCUUUUCCAGUUUACUUCAUGUAAAUAUAUGAGUUUUGCUCAUAUUGUUUUGCUCAGAUCACUUUAGAACUUUAAAAACAUGAUCUUUUCUAACAUGAGGGUUAACUUCCCAGGAUGCAUUGCUAGAGAGGCUGUUUUUUUUUUUGUUGGUAGUUUGAGUAAACAGGCAUGGUGCGAACUUGCUGUGCUUCUUUAAUAUAUGUUAAAUUAACUUAUGGUUGUUUCUUUCAUAACAAUCAAAACAGAAGGUUAACACUGAUUUCAGUCUCUAGAUCUGUACACGUUGACUAUGUGACAAAAAGAUGAUUUAUAAGUAAUGAAUCAAUUCAAGUGUCAUUCAGUUACAUCUUUAAGACAGCAGAGAGACUUCUUCUUUCUAAGCUAAAUUAAUUUGAGUAUUUAUUCUUCAUCCAAUUAAUUUUGUUGCUUCAGAUGCAUAUUGUUUGCUCAUUUUUUUUGCCAAGAUAUAGAUGAGAGGAUUGUUACUACUUUUAUAUAUGUAUAAUUAAUAUAAGCAGGAGUUGAUCAGCUUAGCAUAAAGUCAGUACUCCUAAAGCUCAUAAAUGGGCAUUUUAAUAUCAAAUUAAUUUAUCUAAUACAAAACCAGACUUGAAUGUCUAAACUCAGAUGUUAAACAAGUUAUUGUAUGCAGUGUAAGUUAUCAGUUUAGCUUUUCAGUUAUUAAUUGGCAUGGCUCUUUUGUUUUUUGUUUGUUUUUUAGAUGUAUGGUGAAGGUGUUGUAAACAUUAAUUGCUCACUGUUGUGGAAAAGGCGGGAGAACACUUGCAUUUGCGUUUAAAAUAAUAUAAAUUAAAGUGGUCUGGGUUAGGGUAGCGAUGAAUUUUAGUAAACAUUUUCUUCUUUGAGCCGUGAUGAUAAAUUGGUCCAAGGUACUCACCCAUUUACUGGAAGCAAAACGUUUAUUGAGCUAUUUGUACACAUGAUGGCGCCAAACUCAAACAAAUAGUUUGAAUCACUUCAUGAAAGCAACUGAACAAUGUGUAUCUGAUGCUGUUUGUACAAAUGAAUCCCCCAGAACAAUAUUAAGUUAUUAAAAAAUGCAUAAACUAUAAACAU